AUGCCGGUUUGGCCUGGCGCAACAUUGCAGCCCAUCCUGGUAGGCCUCUACGGUAAGGACAAGGACUUUGUGCCCAUUUUCAUCACCGUCGAUCCUGAGCGUGAUACCCCCGAGGUCGUUGGUGAAUACUGCAAAGAAUUCUCCCCCAAGCUGGUUGGUCUCACUGGCUCUCGUGAACAAAUCAACAUUGUUGCGAAACGAUACCACAUCUAUCACAGCCAGGGUCCCAAAGACUCCGACGGAGACUAUAUUGUGGACCACACGGUCGUCAUGUACCUGAUAAAUCCCAGAGGCGAGUUUGUGGAAUACUAUGGCCAGGUGAAACCCAUUCAGGAGAUCGUCCGGAGCAUUAUGAACAAGAUGAAGGCCUACUCUUAG
Molecule: messenger RNA, 378 nt
Organism: Dibothriocephalus latus
Lineage: Eukaryota; Metazoa; Platyhelminthes; Cestoda; Diphyllobothriidea; Diphyllobothriidae
Source: the annotation of a GenBank genome assembly